GCAUAAAGUGAACAUGAGCCUUCCAAGCUUUGCUCAGAGCAGGAAGAGUUUUGUUUCCUGUUCGCUUCACAACAGGAUUGCACCGUGGACUUAUCGUAACCACUGAUCCGGAUUUGUGUCUUUGAACUCCAUCAGGUUUUUUGCCUUUUUUUUUUCAGACACACCGAAGACGUAUUUAGAUCAGAGAUUCUGACCUUUGGACCGGUUUGGACCGGCAACCGUGUCACAUUCCAGCCACGCAGAACAGGCCGUUGACAUCCCCGCCCCUGGAGGUAAAAUGUCUUCUUAUAAAGGACAGUGCUCCCACAUGAGCAUCCCAGUUGAGACAGACGAGAGGAUGAGUCCCUUCAGCGAUGAAUAUGGCCAUCCUCGUAUGGAGGAUGGCGGAUUUAAUCAUGAUUUUUCUGGUACGGUGUCCUUGGAACAACCGCAGUCUCUGCGGGACCCGUCGGUCCCGCCAUGGUACUCACCACAAAAACAAGGUGUGGUUCCCACCAGUCACAGACAGUGCACAUGCUGCCCCCCAGACCAUCGCCAGAACAUCAUGAGGCCCCCACAUGAGAACAUGCCAUGUGACCAGUUCCAACGUAGAAAGACUGGAGAUGGUUCUUCGUCGCAGAGAGUGGCCCCUCCCAUAGAUGUGAUGCGUGAGCGCAGCGUGAGCCCCUGUGUUCUGCCAGGCCCAGGACUGGUCACGGGGGAGGUCCGACGCACCAUCAGCCUGCCCGAGGAGAGCAGAAAGGUCUUCAUCACUUACUCAAUGGACACAGCCAAAGACAUCAUCCCUUUCACCACGUUUCUGAUCAAUCAGGGCUUCAAACCAGAAUGUGACAUUUUCGACACCCCCAUCAGGAGAAUGGGCAUCACCAAGUGGAUGGACAGCUUCCUAAAUGAUAAAUCGGUGCUCAUCAUCGUGGUUAUCAGCCCCAAGUACAAGAAAGAUGUGGAGGGAGGAGGAGACGACGAGCACAGCCAGCACACCAAGUACAUCCACAGUCAGAUCCAGAAUGAGUACAUCCAGCAGGGCUGUCUGAACUUCAGACUGGUUCCAGUCUUGUUUCCCAAUGCAACUAAGGCAGACGUUCCCAGCUGGAUGAAGAACACCCGGAUCUACCGCUGGCCCAGCGACACCCAAGAACUUGUGCUGCGUCUGCUCAGAGAGGAGCGCUACAUCAUCCCUCAGCCAAGCACCAGCAUUGACGUGAUCAUCCGUUCUGUCUGACCGAUUCAUGAAAAUAUGAAAAAUUAUGGAUUCAUUCUGAGAUUUCUGUUUCUGACCUUUGGUUUAGGAAUUACUUUCCUUUCUUCGAAUGUUUAUUUUUACGACUCUAAGGGGAAAGAAUUUAAACUUCUACAAACUCUUAACUGACACAUUUUAAGAUGUAAACAAACAAGUGUUUUUUGAGCUUUAUUCCAAGCUUGUUUAUUGAGUUUAUCUUUUUCUUGGUUUUUUGGUUUGAUAUACUGAUCCAAUUUUUAAAAAACACUACAAUACAGCAAGGUUAAGCCUUUUUGCCAUAAUGAACCAGCAGGUGGCAGCACAUCUCCAUCAAGGAAACCACCUUUCACGUUCAGUUCCCACAGAAAAGCCUUUAUAUUUUAUUUUUUGUAUUUCUUCAAAUUAAAAGACUGGAUUGUUGACAUAAGUUGUGUUCAAAUGUUUCACGAAACAACUGUUCAAAGGAAAAACAUUCCUAAUGAGGAAGUUUGGGGGGGGGGCUAACCGUCACACCAUCACCACAGCUGACAGCGGGGACUCCAGCGGUGUACUUAAAAGGAAGCCCUGCAGAUAUUCAGGUUUUUAUCAGCUGCAGCAGGACCUGCUUUCUGACAAUAAAUCCACAAAGUCUGUUUAACUUCCAGGUCACAUGCCAUUCAACGUUGCCUUUUCAGAUGUGUCUAAGGCAGAUAUAGACAGUUUCCGUCCAGCUUUGGUAACUGGAGGUUAAAAACCUAUAAAAGUUCUGAAACAGCCACCAGUUUAGUCCAACACCCUCCAUAUUAUAUUUUAGUUUUUCUACUUUGUUGAGGGUCCAUCAAGGUCAUGACUUUAGACAUGUAGUGCUCCACAUUCUGUCAGGUCCUGUCUUCCGCACAGUUGUGAACUGAAAAAAAGGAAAAUUUGCACUAAGUUAUUAGGUCUACAAGAGAGUUUAUCUUCUCUAACAGUUUUCUCCAUUUAGAAGAAGAGAAAACUCAUUUGAACCACAGUUCACCUCAAAACAGCAUCAGCUGUAAUGAAUGAUUCAGUGUCAUCAGUAAAUGCAGACUUCCUGCUUGACAUAAGAAAAAAAAACUAAAGAGCUGGGUUAAAAAAUAUAAUUUAGUUUUUGCAAACACGUGAUUUAAAAAAUUUUGUAAAACCAUUCCACAUCACAUAAUUUUUCCAUAGAAAAUGAUGAAAACAAUCAUUUGUGAAGCCAUUCCACUUCACUACUGAGCUAUGAACCUUUGAGCAUUGACUUCUUAGCAAUAGUUCAACUUACUUAUUAAAGAAUUUGACUAUUAUCAGAUUAUGUUUCACUGAUACAAUUCUUUUUGCCCACCAGAACUUAAAGAUUUUUCUGUGUAUUCAUCGUGACUGGACAAAUCUUCUUUUUUUUCUGAGACUUGUAAUAAUCUCUUAAUUUUUUUCUUACUUUCGGGCCUAUAUUUUUGGGAUUUAUUGUGGUGAUCAAGUCUUCAUUAUCAAAGGGGGCUUUGGUGUUUAUGAGGUAAAUUUACUUAAAGAAAACAAAUCAAUGUUUUCAUGGAGGGCUAAGUCAAGAAUCUUUUGUACUUGUCAGUCAUAUUCGAGCUAGUCAUGUUUAGACAUGCAUCCAUUCAACAGUGCUUAGUUCAAUACAUGCUGACAGCGCAACCUCUAACAUGUUUUUGUGAUAUGUGUUUUUUAAUAAUAUUGCACUAUAAUUGAUGCAAUUAAAAACUUUGCACAGUC
Oryzias latipes (Japanese medaka) is the source of this 2938-nucleotide messenger RNA. RefSeq names its product TRAF3 interacting protein 2a (gene traf3ip2a). Gene Ontology annotation, biological process: positive regulation of canonical NF-kappaB signal transduction; humoral immune response. Lineage: Eukaryota; Metazoa; Chordata; Actinopteri; Beloniformes; Adrianichthyidae. The record is from RefSeq and is a predicted model, not a curated record.